Messenger RNA from Paramuricea clavata, 20005 nucleotides. Lineage: Eukaryota; Metazoa; Cnidaria; Anthozoa; Malacalcyonacea; Plexauridae. The record is from the annotation of a GenBank genome assembly.
GUAUGGAGAUUGGUGUUGCAAGUGAUGACCGAAGGAAAAUUGCUCCUAACAUAACCCCUGUCCCUCCUCCUUCAGUCAAAGAACUUGUUGAAACCCAUCAGUCUAGAUUCGACUGAUCACUGUAGACAAGUGUCUGGCACUUAAAACAAAGUGCUCUGGUUAGGUGGAGCUCGUAAUCCCUGAAAGGCAGUCCACCUAGGAGAAGGAACUCUGAUUACAAACUCCCGGACCCCAAUAGUGAGUCAGGCUGUCCAUACUGGAUUCAUUGAUCUUCGGUGCACAGCAAUACACUUUUUAGGACUGAAGUAAGGAGCAAGGAGUAAUUUAAUUUAAAGAAUAAAAAAAUCAAUGUCAAUACCUAAUGUUGUGCUUGAACAUCCAAUGCAUUGGAUAAGUUUUCUUUUAUAAAAUGAAAUAUUAUUGUUCAUAAAAGAUUUAACCCAUUGACAUGAUAAAGUCUUUCAUUUGUCAGCAAAAUUUGCUGUGGUUAGUAGACAGAGAAAGCUUAAAAUAAGUAUGAAGCAAUUUUGAACUGCAAUUUUCUUCUUUUGGUGUAUGUGUUAGAGUGAAUAAUCAAGCCACGCAAAGUAAUGUUUCCUGUAAUUUUGCUAAAACACAUAUGCCAAAAGGAGAAAAUCAAAGUUUAAAAUCGCUUGUGUGAACGGGCCUUAACAGGUGUGAAUUACGCAUGUUCUGUCAAAAUAUUUAAAAUGAUCCUCCCUGUCAUGGGGAGGUAAUUGCAGUAAAAUGGAUUAAUGAAUAAUAAAGUUUCCUCAAUGAUCAAUAACAUAAGAAAAACAUGUGCAACAAAUAUUUACAAUCUAGCAGAUUGAUACCCAGUGAAUAUCCCAUUUGGAGAAGGAUAUUGUCUCCGUAUUGCUGUCACACAACAGCUUGGAAUCACUCUCCUGUUCCGACUUCCUAUACCUUCGUUGUUGCCAGAGUACGUAUUGUCUGUGAGCAGCAUGGCAAAAUUUUCAUUGUUUCUAAUAUUAUUUAACACUAAAAAGUCUUCCCUCUAAUGCAUGGCCAGGUCCAGAUUGAACAUUUCCAUCAAGUACUAACUGUGGGAAGAGAGGGCUAUUUUCCAAUUGUGUUGGCAUUGCAACACACCAUCCACAUUUGCAAUACUCAGAGGCAUUUUCUGGGUUUUCGUAGCUGGGUCUGGUUGAAGCGAUUCACCUGGCAAUUCACCAUUUACCAAAUUGACAAAUGCUGCUGGCUGAUGCUGUAUAAGCUCUAGAGCAAAUGCUCUUCAAAGGGCAUUUAAAUCCAUUGCUAUACAUGUACCACAAGAGUCUGAAAUUAAUAUAUUUAUCAUUAAUUAAAUGCAAAAACUCAAGCGCAGUGGAACACAGAUAUUUCUUACCACCAAAUUACUGCAUUUCACACCUAUGUAGACUUGUAUAUAGACAGGUAAACUUUUUUACAUGAUUUGAUAUUUUACCCGGCAAGGAUAUGCAUGAUUAUGUGGGGUAUUUAAUAAAACAAAUCAUGUGUGUUAAAGCCAGUGGUUAAAGCUUUCAGAAAUGUAUGUCUGCAUAUACUCUUGGCAGGCAAAUUAUCAAAAUAUGUAAACAAAGUUUACCCAGCUAUUGUUAGAUAAUCAUUAUCCUUUGAGUGACUAUCACAGUGAACAUUACAUAUUCUCAAAUGAACCAUUGCUCAGGCCACCAUUUUUUUGCGUAUAAACUAACGAAACAUAUAUAAACUAAUGAACCAAGACAAUAAGAUUACAUGUGAAGCACGUUUAUGACGAACAGUACAUAACUAAAAUUAUCAUUAAUACAAACUCACCAUCUGUCCUUCUAUUGUUCAUACAUGAUUCAAAAUUCUCUUCGUGGCACGCGCUUGAGCAAAAAAUACCCAUACUUUUGCAGGGACAGGAAUUUCGCCCUCUCUAUCGAAGACAGAAGCUGGCGCAAGCCGCGACAUGAACAUAUCGUUUCCAAUUCUUCCAGCGAAAAGCUUUCUCCGAGUGCUUCUGCCAUGACAGCAACAAUGACUCUGGCAAUGUGUUUUGACGAACAAAUACCCCAAGGAAAGACUCUUUCCUUCUUUGACACUUCCUCCGCACUCAUUGUGUUGAUUAUAUUAAUGUUCUGCAUUGUAAAAUAAACUUUGGAAGUUCAAAGUUUAUUUUACAAUGCCGAACAUUAAUAUAAUCAACACAAUGAGUGCGGACUCGCACCUUUGGCUCGGCUGUGUCGGUCUCUUCUGAAUGUUUCAUCAACGAGGCACACAAAAAACAAAUGCCGAAUUGAUCAACAAUAUAUCUUCCAUUGAUGAUCUUUCAAAAUAUUUAAUCGCUUGUCUUUCAGAAGACAAUUUUUAAAAAAUUAACAACUCCACUCCUGACUCGGACUCCAUUUAUUUAGUGCAUAGCCGCUAUACUUCAUAUUAUACAAUUGAAAUGGAUCCAAAACAAAAAAUGUAAACAAAGACCGCACAUGCGCAGAAUGGACUGUAAUCUAGCUUUAAGUUAGUGCUGUUCCUGAUGGGCAGUGGCUGUCCGCCAACAAUGAUAAAAUAUUGGAUUGUGUCUUCGACAUUUGGAGAUAAAAAUAAAACAGUCAAACGAAGGGAACAAGUAAUUUGGAUUAUGGCGAACAUUACUAAACAUGAGAGAAGAUGGUUUUAUUUUGAUUAACAUUUCAAAACGUUUUUGUAUAUGGAUCGAUCUGAAAGAGUAAAAGGAUCUAGUUGAAACUGAUGAAUGCAUGCAUGAAACUAAUUUGAACCAUAUAAUCUUUGUGAACUAUACCUUUGAAGGCCUUUUAGUUAAAGUUUGCAAACAGUUUAAAUUAAUAUUAAAUUAUUAUAUUUUAUAUAAUAUAGUCUCCUUUGACACUUUGUAACUAUUUCUUCUAUCUUAAGUUUGUAUUCAGUAAAAGUUGCAACACUUCGCUAUUCAGUUCGCGCAAUGUCAAUGCCAAUGUUUUUGAUUUUAAAGAAUGAUUGAGGCAUGAUACAUGAAUGAUUAUAGAUGCGGCUGUGUAGUUACGUUCAGUUAAGUUAACGCAAUCAAAUGUUUUUAAAGUAUGAAAGUUAUAUAUAAUAUAUAUUUCUAGUUAUUCAAUUUACACAAUGCUUUUAAAGAACGAAGCAUGAUAUAUGAAUUAUUAUAGUCAUAGAUCCACUACUGUGAAGAUUAUAGUGUGUUAGUAUAGUUCAGUUCAGUUCAGUUCACACAAUGUUUUUAAAAUGUGAAGGUUUAUAUUUAUAUAUAAUAUUUCCAGUUAUUCAAUUUACGCAAUGCUUUUAAAGAACGAAGCAUGACAUAUCAAUUAUUUUAGAUGCAGUACUGUGAAGAUUACAUAUAUUUUCCAUGAUUAUUACAUAACGUGGACGGACGUGUAUUUUGUGCUCUGUGAUAAUUUUAUAUUUUAAAAUACUUUGUGAACAAUUUUUUAAUGCACCAUUGGUACAAACAUACAAAUGAUGGAAGACCGAUAGAAUGUCAGGUUUUAUCGAGAAUAUAAGUCUUGCUUGGACAGGCGAUUUUGUUUCCCUUAAGCAAUUCUCGAGCGAAGUUCUCAAAUUAGAUGGCAAAUGGUCACAGCCUGGAGGGGACAAAAAGCUGCUUACGUUUGGUAAUUCAACUAUGGUGUGGCGAAAGAAUAAACAAGUAUUAACCAUUAAUGGUGAGAGAUCAGAGGAAAUCAAGAAACAGAUUUGCCAGGUAAUGCUUUAAAGAUAACUUAACUUUGCCAACCCCGCCAUCGCAAACACAAUCAAGCAUGGCGACCGAUGCAUAUUUUGAUGAUAUUAAAAGUCUCAAAGCAGGACAAAUGUUAAACUGCGAAAUAAUUCAAUCGCUUGCAGAGUCUGUUCAUGAUUUAGCGUCUGUAAUUUCUCGAGUGCAAGGAAAUGAAGUAAAGAAUAACAGUAAUUUUAGUAAAAACACAGAAAAAUCUGAUGUUAAGCAGACUGAGUAGGUAAAUUUUGCUAAUACUAAAAGUUCCUUUGUCUUGGAAAAAUUGACGGAUUCGCCUAUGAACAAUAACAAUAACAAUGAUCGCAUUUUGCCUAUGAGAGAAAACGUUCCUGAAUCUAAUGAUAACGAUAUGUCUUAUGUACUAUUUAAAGCACGCGUAUAGGAGUGUUUUAUCACAUAUAAAACACGACGCGUAGCGGAGUGUUUUAUAUGUGAUAAAACACGACUACAAGUGCUUUAAAUGGCUUCAAAAACGACUCGUCUUAUACGAGUUCAUUGGCGAAGUAAUUUUUAAAAUAAACUUUGUCUAAACCGAGAAAAUCAAAGCUAAAGUUUAUGUAAAUUAACGUGAUAUUUUAUCACAUAUAAAACCACGACACGCUUAUGAUUUUUCUUUGUGUUUUGCUCCUGAAUUAUUAAUGAGUUUUUGAAAUCAAUUUAAUAUCGCUUAUGAACAAUAACAAUAACAAUAACAAUGAUCGCAUUUCGCUUAUGAAAGAGAACGUUCCUGAAUCUAAUGAUAAUGAUAUAUCCUACAUUAAUUUAAACGAGUCAAGUACUGGCGCAAAUAAAGACGGAAGUAUUGAUAAACAAUCCAGAUCUCCAAGAACCUAUGCUCAAGUGGCAAAAUCUCCUCCCCCUGUUAACAGGAUUAAUGGCAAACCCAGUACGGAUAAUACAGACAAUAUUAUGCAAGUCCCUGCAGCUCGGAAAAUGAAUGAACGAAUUGAUGAUAGUGAUGAAUUUAUUGGGGUUAAACGAAAGCGAAAUAGAAUUAAAAAGUUCUUCUUGUCCGGGAUUGCUGACAAUGUUAAAGAUCAGGAUAUUCUAUGCUAUUUGGAAAAGCGAAAGGUAAUACCAACUUACUUAUCUCUAUUUCAAAGUAAACGGAAAGGUUCAAUUUCUGCUAAACUUCAUGUCCAAGCAAAUGUAUGCCCCUUGAUUGAAAACGAAACCUUCUGGCCCAAGUUUGUGAAAUGCAAACCGUGGAAACUGACAUCUACUGACGGUAGAAACGACAGCCCCCCAGAGGGAAUCCUUUCAACGUAUGUAUAAUGGCUCAAAUUCCCAUCAGAAUGUCUCCGCGAUGGCCCAAUGCAAGUAAACACAAACCAAGGCAGAAUGCACCUAGAAAUAAUUUGGUAAAUAUUCCGAUUUCAAGACCUAGUCGUCAGAAUAUUAAACAUAUUUUACCAAAUAUACUGCUUUUUAAUGCUAGAUCUCUUUUCAACAAAAUAGACGAACUGCAUGAUGAUUAUAAUUAACCAACAAAAUGCGGACGUAAUUAUGGUUACUGAAACCUGGCUUACGGAUGUUAUUCCGAAUGAGGCCUUACAUAUUCCUGAUUUUACCAUAGUUAGGAAAGAUAGACCAACCCGAAGAGGAGGAGGCGUGACAGUAUAUAUAAGAGAAUCACUUCCUUUCAAAAUUCGCCCAGAUUUUUACAACUCGGACUAUGAAUGUCUGUGGAUUACUCUCCGACCAAAAUGGCUUCCACAAAAAAUUUCAAAACUUGCACUUGCGUGUGUAUACUUGCCACCGUCGAUGAAUACCGAAGCAGUUGAAAGUUUUUAUGAAUAUUGUUGCUAUUGUUAUGAUUCUCUUAUUAGCGAGAGUCCAAAUACAUCAAUUAUUAUUACUGGGGAUUUUAAUCCCUUAAGUAAUGGAUUUCAGGAAAGAGUCCUUAAAAAUCAUUGUAAGUUAAAACAAGUAAUCAGAACACCAACCAGAGGUAACGCAAUUGUAGACUUAAUCCUGGCCAAUGCACAAUCGUUUUAUGAAACACCAGUAUCUCUGGCACCGAUUGGCUGUUCAGACCACAGCGCUAUUAUAUGGAAAUCGAAAGAACAAGCUCAAGGUAAAAAUGAGCUAAAAAAGAUUACAGUGAGACCCAUUAAAGAAACGAGGUUGCGCUUGUUUGAAGACUGUAUCGGUCUAGAGACGUGGUCAGCGGUUUACGAGGCCUCGUGUAUUAACACCAAAGUGAACGCCUUUUUAUCGAUUACUAAUGCAAUGAUUGAUAACUGUUUUCCAACAAAAAUUGUCAAGGUUCAUAAAAAUGAUAAACCCUUUAUGACUGGGAGGAUUAAACAAAUGAUAUCUAACAGAAAUAAAAUGUACCAACGAGGGAGAAUGGAAGAAUACAGAUCGCUUCGUAAUAAAAUUACCUCAGAAAUUCGGAAAGAGAAGCAAAAAUAUUACAGUGAAAAAAUCAAACCUGCUCGUUGUUCCAAUUCAAAGCAGUGGUGGAAAAAUAUAAAAAACAUUACUGGUCAGAGUAAACAGGAAUUUAUUCUAAAUAGCCCACAGUCUGAUACCCCACUAAAUUCAAAAGAUACAGCUAAUCUGAUGAACGAAUAUUUUACUAGUCUUACUAGUAACUACUCGGAAGUACAUGAUAGCUGGUUUAAUGUUGGAAUGGAAGAACAACUACCGAACAUCACCGCAGAUAGUGUAGCAAAUAAGUUAAGUAAACUUAACCCGAAUAAAGUAAGCGGUCCGUUCGACCCGAAUGUAAAGAUAAUAAAAACAUUCGCAAAAUACUUCGCCGAGCCGUUAUGUUACAUCUUUAACGAAUCAUUUACUUGCAGAGUAUUCCCAGAUAUUUGGAAAAUUUCGAGGGUGUGUGGGAUUCCUAAAAGUAAACCCUGUUCUAGGGUAGACCUUUUAAGACCUAUUUCAUUAACGAGUACAUUAUCAAAGGUACAAGAAUCAUACGCUAAUGAUUGGAUUUAUGAGGAUGUUUAUGAUAAAAUCAGUAGCAGUCAAUUUGGCGGUCUGCCUGGAACAUCUACAAUACAUGCGUUGAUUUAUUUGUUACAUAAAUGGCAUAUGGCAAUGGAAAGCUCCCAAAGAAUUGUUCGUAUUACGUUUCUUGAUUUUCGAAAGGCAUUUGACUUGAUCAAUCAUAAUGUGCUGCUAGAAAAUUUUAUGCAAAUCGGCGUUCGUCCGGCUGUGGUUGGUUGGUUUGCAUCAUAUCUUUAUAACAGAUCACAAGUAACGUCUUUCCAUGGAGAACAGUCUGAUUGUAAAGAAUCAAGGGAGGCGUCCCACAAGGGAGUAAGUUGGGUCCUAUUGCGUUUAUAAUAAAAAUAAACCAAUUACCAACGUCUAUUAUACCCAAUAACCAAGAUCAAAUAUGUAAUGCCGUAGUAGACCAGGACGUAGCGAUGUUUAUGGAUGACACAACAUUAUCGGAAGUAAUCAAUGUCAGAGAUCUUUUAGGUGGCAUCCCAAUCGGUAAUACUCAAAUGAACGUAGACAAGGUGGUACAGUUUGCAAAGGACGAAGGAAUGGAACUAAACUAUAAAAAGUGUAUGGAGAUGAUUAGGAAAAAUAUAACCCCUAUACCCCCAAUUUAUGUUGGUGGUCAUAAUGUUUCUCGAACGAAGUCAUAUAAGUUACUGCGAAUAUGGUUAGAUUGCGAUCUUAAAUGGAAAACUAAUACGGAAUAUAUUACAAAGAAAGCGGCCAAGCGUCUGUAUUUAUUAAAGAUCUUGAAGAGUUAUGGUGCCCCCAUGGAUGAUUUGUUAGCAUUUUACUGUUCAGUAAUUCGUCCUAUUUUAGAAUACGGCGCAGAGAUUUGGAACGGAGGUCUAACCCAAGAGCAGAAAAAGAGCAUUGAACGAAUUCAAAAACGAGUACUUAGAAUAAUUUACCCAAACCUAGACUACGACCAAGCAAUAACUGAGUCAAAAUUACAAACUUUGGAAGAACGUAGGGACGAAUUAUGUGUAUCUCUAAUAAAAAAAAAUGCUGGAACCAAACCAUAAACUUCAUAGCCUCUUACCAAAGAAACUAAAAUACAUUAGGCAAAAAGAAACAAGAACUAACAGUCAGAAAUUAUAUAAUUUCCCCUCUAAAACCGAACGUUUUAAACACAGUCCUUUAGUUUACUGUAUAUACUUAUAUAAUUCUAGAUUAGUUGAUUAGGGUCAUCAUUUUUAAAAUUUUGUCAGUUAAUGUACAAAUAGGUAUGCAUUAGUAGUUUUUAUACAUAUUGUAAAUAGAUAUAUAUUAGUAAAACUUUAAUUUUAAUGAAUGACAUGUAAAUAUAUAGAAUAUAUACCUUUUUAUACCCAAAUUUGUAAACACAUUGUAAAUUAGCGUAACUACUACUAAAUGUGUUAAUAAACCAUUACCAUUAUAUAUCCGUGCAUUAAUGUUAUACGCAUUACAUUAAUACGUCGGUGUCGCAGUGAUCAGUUCGUUAUUCGCAUGUGUCGCUGUUCUUUGCAGUGAUUCGCAUUAAUGUUAUAUUAUCCGUGCAUUAAUGUUAUACGCAUUACGUCGGUGUCUCAGCGUAUACAUAUCGUAAACAUUUAUGUCAAGCCGCUAGCCUCGUCAACAUACGUUGGUUUUCAUGAGGGGCGUCGUCAAUUUAUAUACCAAGGGUGUACAAGAAAAUAGGUAGAGACAAAGAAAAACUAUUUACAAGAGUGCAUGCUGAAUACAGGAGGUGCAUGUGACCCAUACAUUACAAUUAGCAACAGAAUCAAAGAUUAAUAUUUGCUUUGAAAAUCUGGAUUGAUCGUGCCUUAUUUGUUUCCCAAGAACGGCUAUGCCAAAGCUUCACCCGCUGUAUUUAAUUUUUUAGGAAUUCCGUUCUCGAGUUCGAGAGACUGCUAAGUCAGUCUGGAUAGUUCGCUUCCGUUAAUUAAACUAUUCAUUGAUUUGUUAUUCGCAUGUCUUCGUUUUUCGCAAUGAUUCGCAUUAAGUCGCCUUAUAGGUAUGUCGAUGUAUGUCGGAUUUCGCAUUGGAAUCGCCAGCUCUUCGCAUAUCUGCGUUUUUCGCCGUCAUUCGAAUUAAUGUUGUCUUCGUCUUACGUCUGUUUGUCGCAUUGAAUCGCUAGUCGCAUGUCCUCGUUCUACGUACUGAUUCGCAUUAAUGUUAGGUUCCCGUUUUUCCCAGUGAUUCGCAGUAAUAUUAGAGUUGUAUUCCCUCGUUUUUGUUGCAUGCCAUAUAUGGCAUGCAACUUUCAUAUAGCUCUAAAUUUCGUGUCGCGGUGAGCGGUGGUGAGCGUACCAGUCACGUGGCAGAUUCGUAAAAGACGAGUAAUACCGAGUUUUUCGGACGAGAAUUUUCAUGCUGAGUUUUCGUCGAGGAAACGCAAAGAAAUAUUGAUUAUUUGCCGAAAAUUUACAUAAUUGAGCGCUUUAGAAAAUAGGUCGAGGUAGGUAAAGCUUUGCUGUUUUUAACUUACCUUGUAUUUUGUUAUUUGUUGUGAUUUUGGAGCCGUUGUGCUCGCACUGAUUAUCAGGCGUUUAUUUAUAUUAAUAUAUCGUGAAAGCCUCAAAGCCCACGCUAUCAAAACACUCAUUUUUUAUAUACUGAAACGGAGCCAUUGUGCUCGCACUAAUUAUAUACUGUGCAAAGCUUCAAAACUAUAGCACAUUUUCUAAAUAACAUGAAAUAUACAAUAAAUAUCAAACAAAAUUUGAAUUAUAAAUAGUAUUGCAAUUUAAUACAACGAAAUAGCAACCAUACGCAUAAGAUUCAACAUGACAUUCAGCAUGACAUUCGAUAUAGUGUAAAUUAACUCAUUUCAAUCACUCAAACGAUCAUACAGGUCAUAUUAGCUGACUAGUACCUUUAUGCUUUUUCUACUUCGACAAUUUCAAUCAUUAUACAAACAAUGAAUGUUUAUGAGUGCAAUGGUAAGAAUAUUUUCAUGAGGUGAAAGAUGGAAUGUUCCAUUCAACGAGGCGACAGCCGACCUUGACCUUGUUAUUUCCGUCGCUUGCAACUAACGAUGAACGGUCGCUCAUAAAAACAUUGCCUAUUCGUGUGAGAAUCUUAAGUUUCUUAUUUUGACAUAAAAGCUAUUUUUCAAUAAAUAUUGUGAUAUUAUUAAACUUGUUGAAUCAAUAUUUUAAGUUUCACGCCAGUUGUACCAAAGGUUAUAAGUGCUAUAGCGCAUCAUAAGUCUCAGAAGGCAUGCAACAUGUACGCACUGCGUACCUAUUUUUCACAUUUGCAUCGCUAUUCGCAUAUCGUCGUCAGUUUUCGCAGUGAUUCGCAUUAAUGUUCUAUUCUAGCUCUCCAAACGUCGGUUUCGCAUUGAGUCUUUAUUCGCAUGUCGUCCUUCUUCCCGGUAAUUCGCGUUGUCACAGGUACACUAUAAUUUCAGGUCCGCUGCACUUCCCGCUAUCGGCCCGCCCAUGUUCCAGGCUUCGCUUUCAUUUUCCGGAAUACAUACAUACAUACAUAAUACUUUAUUUUAACACGCUAGCCUCAUCAACAUCAGCUGUUUUUCACGAGAGGCGUGUUAACUAACUAAUUACACAAAUAAUAUAUACAAAUUAAAGUUACAUGAAGCAUACAAAGACUAACAGGUAGACAAAAAUAUAUAAACGAAACAAAUAAAUAUUAUUGAGGACAGGUCAGCUUCACCUCGCCGUAGAUUUUGACAGUUGUGCUAUUUUAAAUCCCCAGGCACCUAAAAUCUUUUGACCUGAAAACAAUGUCGAUUUCUUCGGAAAAUACGAGGUUGCGUUUUUUUUAUACACUCUGUAAAGGCCUUUGUUUGAUGCUGAACUGCAUCUCGCCGUGCACAAAUGACAAAUCCUUUGUUUCAACUUCAUUAAAUAUUAUUCAUCGUGGUUGCACGUUUCAUUUUAACUAUCCCUAUUGCACCGUGACCGUGCACAAAUUAACAUUAACUCAGACAAAAACAUAUAAACAAACACUGCUGUUUAGUUUCCAGACCAUCAUAUCUUGAUAGACUAUGGAUAGUGCUAUGCCACGGGUAGCGAUUGUUUGAAGCCUUCUAAAACUGGCUAGUUUUUGGUAUAACCCAAAUUAAGUCAUAGUGUUAUUAUUUAAUAAAUUGGAGUUUCUUGUAUUAUCUUUGUGUUCUAUAUCAAUACUUUUAUAGCUUUUAAAGCAUUUCGAUGCCGAUUGAAAAUUUGACUAUUAGGUGAAUAACGCUGUUCAUGCACCCGUCGUACAACCGGCCCCUAGUGAACACAGCAAAAACACGCAUAUGUUUGAUUUUUAUGAAUAUUCGCACUUGGUCCCCUCAUACGCUACUCCCCUGUGUAUGUAUUUGCUUUUUUCACCUCCAGAACAGCCUUUAUGGACUAUUAUAAACUGUAUUUUGAUGCUCACAUGAUCAGAAGUAUUCCAUUUUGUAACGUGGAGAUUGGAGAUUGGAAAAAAGGCCGACCGAAACUUAUAGUCGCUCUCCCCAGCGACUAAUUUGUUCUGCUUCCUAGUCUUGAAGAUGUUUUGGAACGGUGCUUGCACGACUGUAAAUAACUCAAGCAAUAAAUUUCCACCAAACUUUCAAAUGUUUAUCAGACGAUUGAGAACUAACAAAAAUUAUAAUUCUAAAACCAUGAUGUGCUUACUGACAGUUAGCCAACUACGCAUGAUGUUAUGCACCGUAAUUGAAAGGUCGAAACUGAAUCAUAUUUGUAUUAUUUUUUCCAGUUACUUGUGUACCACUCAAGUUGCAAGGACCAUCAGAUGGCAUUGGUCGUGUAGAAGUAUUUUACAAUGGGAAAUGGGGAACAAUCUGUGACGAUAAUUGGGAUAUAAAAGAUGCUAGAGUUGUAUGUCGUCAACUUGGUUUUAAAUAUGCUGUUAGAGCUCUUCAAGGAGCCAAUGUUCCUGAUGGUACUGGACAGAUAUGGUUAGAUGAAGUCGCUUGUGCUGGGAGUGAGAAAAGCUUGAGUGGUUGUGAUCAUGGAUCAUGGGGAUCUCAUGAUUGCUCGCACGUUGAAGAUGCAGGAGUAGAAUGCUCUUCAUCAGGUAAAUAUUAUUAUAAAAAUAGAGUUGAUGUUCCUGGGCGUAAAUAAGUUUUUGGUUCUGAGGAGGAUCAAAAACAAAAUUUACCCCGAAGAGCAUUAACUGAUUACUACAGCUAGGGUGUAUAAAAAAAAACUGAACAGAUUUGAAAUCGCUCUCAAUUUCGCAAAACAGCUAUUAGUAUCCAGAUUUUUAUAUAUAUAUAGCUUCUUUAGGCACUUAUAAUGUAGAAUAAUGAAAAAAUUUCUCGAACUCAAAUUUUGUGAACCAGGGGGAUGUGUCUUUUCCAACAAACUAAAAAUGGCUCGCGCACAAAAUUUAAAAGCUGCAAUCAUAUUUUUAGUUAAUAGAUGGAAAAUUUGAUUUUAUAAUUACUGUACAAAAUUUCAGGCAAUUUGCUUUAGUUUAAGCCAUUUAACUAUUCACGCAAACUUACAUUUAUUCCUAAAAAUCAGCAAUUUGCACGCUUUAAUGCCUUUGCCUAAUUUACUACAUAUGUCAGCAAUAUGCAAAUUAGGUAAAGGCAUUAAUUAAGCAUGCGAAAGGCUGAUUUGUUAGGAAUAAAUGAAUAGUUAAAGGGCUUAAACUAAAGCAAAUUGUCUUAAAUUUUGUACAGUAAUUAAAAUCCCAACAAACUUUCCAUCUAUUAACUCAAAAUGUGAUUAAAGCCUUUAAAUUUUGUGCGCAAGCCAUUUUUAUUUUGUUGGAAAAGACACACGCCCCUGGUUCACAAAAUUUGAGUUCGAGAAAUUUUUUUUGUUAUUCUACAUUAUAAAUACCCAAAGAAGUUAUAUACAUCAAAAACUGCACACUAAUAGCUGUUUUGCGAAAUUGAGAGCAAAUUCAUAUCUGUUCAGUUUUUUUUAUACACCCUGUAUUAUCCUACUUUUAGAUAUAUAGUCAUUGUGCAACCUAACCAAACCAUAAGCAAUAAACUGUGAUGAAGACAAGUGUAAUUUCCAGAGUACUAUAAGCUGCAGUGCAUAAAAAUUUGAAAAACAAAGCAUUGGAAGUUAAAGAGGCUGUCAAGUCCAUUCUGCUCAUGCGCGUGUUUUGUUUCAUUUUUGUUUCAAAAAUAGAUAAUUAAUUAAAAUUCCGAUCUGUGGGCCUCCAAGUUAGCUCAUUACGCAUUCAGAAUAUAUCACAAGGAGAAAUUGAACUAGUAAAGCAAAAAUUUAGCCCCAAAACAACAAAUAUUAAAUCGAAAACGCUAAGAAGCACUUCUUACAGAGGUCUGGACAAAAUUUGAUUGAAAUUUGUACACAUUUUGUCCAUACCUUUGUAUAAAGAUGUGUUUCUUAACAUUUUCAACCUUAAAUUUGUCAUUUUGGAGCUAAAUGUGUACAAAUUUCAAUCAAAUUUCGUCCAUACCUCUGUAAGAAGCGCUUCUUAGCGUUUUUGAUUUAAAAUUUGUUGUUUAUGGGCUAAAUUUUUGCUUCAGUAGUUCAAUUUCUCCUACGUGAUAUAUUCUGAAUGUGUAAUGGCUAACUUGGAGGCCAAUAGAUCGGAAUUUUAAUUAAAUUAUCUAUUGGUUGACACAAAAAAUGAAACAAAACACGCGCAUGAGCAGAACGGACUUGACAGCCUCUUUAAAGUGGAGGGCACACAAUAACAUCGGCUCAGGCUACCCUAACGUUCGGAAUACCUUCGUGACUCUUCGUAAGCCUAGUUCUUCGGAAAUAAUCGAAAUUAAUUAAACAGAGAUAUUGAACAGCGAAAUUGCCGAAAUUAAUAAUGAUAAACAUUCCAGAAGCAAACUGCAUUCAUGAUUACCUUUAGCAACACUGACAACGAAUCUACAAAAUUGACUUGCUCAAAAUUCUUACCUUGCACAGGUUAAUUGGUACAAUUAUUUAAUAUUUGAGUCAUUCAUGUACCAGUUUAUGACUUAAUAGUAAAAGACUUCAUCUUGAUCAAACUUUUCAAUGUCACCGCAUUAGAAUGUUCUGACGUUUUCACUAAUACACUGCAGAUUCAAGUUUUAACAAUUUUAUUGAGAAUUCUACAAAGUUUUGAACACGACAGUUCUAUAUAGAAAUAGAAUACCCAAAUGGACAAUAUCAAGCACGAACGAGACAUAAAGUCCCAUGCAAGGUGCUUACCAUUCUAAAACUAUUAAAAAACAAUAACAUAGAACAUAAUACAAUACAAAACAGCACAAACAUCAAACACAAUUAUUUACUAAGUUCUAUGACAUGGACAGUCACGCAUUAAUGACCAUGUACAUGGCAUUUCUAUGUCGAACAUUGUCCCAAGCAAGUAUUUUUGCGUCAUUCUAAUGUUUCUUUUAAACGACGAGAGGGUGGCGAAGGUGGUAGGAGGUAGAACGUUACAGGUAUAGUUCCCUAUUUUAACUCGAAAUAGGAUGCUUUGAAUGUGUUGGAUUUACGAAGGGGGUCUUUAAGGGUGAGGAAGGGAUUUUGACAGAGUCGGGUCCAACUGUUGUUGGAAAAGGAUACAAAGGGAUACAAAGGUUUUGACGUCCAAAUCUGUGUUGCCAAAGAGAGCCUUGAAGAAGAAUACGAAAUCAGAAAUCUCUCUUUCAUAGCAGAGGGGGAGUAAGUAGAGAUUCAUUAGCCGUCGUUGAUAUGUCAUUUCGCCAUGCUUGGAUUGUAGUAUCCACGCUGUGGCUCUCCUUUGGACGCUUUCGACUCUAGACCUGAGUUUGACAGUGUGUGGAGACCAGACUUCACUAACGUAACAUAGCUGACAUCUAACAAGCGUGAGAUACAGCGUUCGUUGUAAUGUUUUGUCUCUCAAAAGAAGGCAAGUUCGUUUCAGCAGCCCAAGCAUCUUGUUAGCCUUACCAGUGAUUGAGGGGGCUCUUUUUUCGUGUGAUGGUCAGCACCUUGCUGCCGAGGUCUCGUUUGGUAGUACAUUAGGAAGAUCAUUUAUAAAGAUCGCAAACAAAACAGGUCCUAGGAUACUUUCCUUGUGGCACACCAGAUAUUACAGGUGCACAGGAAGAUGCAACUCCAUCUACCACAACUCGUUGACAAAGACCGCUCAGAUAGUGUUCGAAUCAUGCAUACAAUUGUCCUGACACACGAUGGGGUUUAAGUUUGUGGGGAAGAAUAUUGUGGUUCCGCAUUGGAAUAGGCGAUCCUUGUGCAAGAAAGUAAGGGAACGGUUAUUAGGUAUGUGUAAUGAAGGGGGGGGGGGGGGGGGUUUAUAAAAUUUGGAAAAUGGUUCUGCCCACCUAUCCAUUGUAGAAAUAACCUGGCGAAUCGAAUCGAAUCCUCUAUAAAUGAUAGCAGAAACUGUCAGCCAAAAUUUUGAAUUUUAAAGAGAAAGGAUAAGCAAAGAAGAACAAUUCCUCGACAUCAGUGCUGCACGGAAGACCAGUGAUGGCAUUUAUGUAUUUUAGUAUUCGGUCUAUAUGAACAGAACUUUGUAGUACUAUUUAAAAUAUGCAUAGGAGUGUUUUUAAUUAUUAUAUUUAAAUUAAAGUGCGCAGCACGAGCAUUUUAGAUAUGAUAAAGCACGACUACAACUGUUUUGAAUAACUUCAAACACAACUACAAUAGAUGCUGUCUCAUUAGUAUUCUUUAUAUAAAGAAUACUAAUUAGGAUAGACUUUUAUACUAAUGAAGAUGAGUUUUAUCAGGUAUAUAAAGCCCCUUCACGUAACAUAUAUUAUGGUUGAUAUGAUUUGCCAAUAAGCUUACGAAUUAUUUAUGAGUGUUUGAAGUAGGGUUGACAACAUUCUAUUUUUGUUCUUCUUCGAGUAUAUUAUAAGAGUAUCCGCAGACUAGAGUGAUUUGUUGUCCAUGACAAUUUGUUAUCGACAACUUUUAUUUGUCGACUAUUAAUUUUCUUAGCUCCUCCCCACAAACUAGAAAAACGCCUUUGUCGAAAAUAUUGAUUUGUUGAUUAAAGUCAAGUUUCCUUUCAAAAAGGGGAAAUUACUUUGUUGUCGAGAACUUUUAUCACACACCGAUUAUUAGUGGGCGACAACAUUUUGUCGUUGACAACAACAAAGUUGUAGACAACCAUUUCGCCAGCUGUGGAGGCCCUAAAAUGAAUCUCUCUGACCCGUCCACAGAUCAACUUGACACCGCAUACAUGAGGAAAUUGAAAACCUUAUAUAUAUAUAUAUAUAUAUAUAUAUAUAUAUAUAUAUAUAUAUAUAUAUAUCUUUCUUGCAUGGACAUCUGAAUCAGUAACUGGCGAUAUGCUGUUGUCUAUGGCCAACAAUCUAAAUGAUGCCAUAAAGUUCACUAUUGAAUCUCCCAUUAACAAUCAAUUGCCAUACCUAGAUACCUUAGUUUCCUUCGACGCCACUACCAACAAAUUUUCUACCACAUUAUAUGUAAAACCCAUCCAUAGCACAUGUAUUACCCCAUGGGACAGUCACGGAUCGAUAGCCUCCAAAAGAUCUAUACUCAUAGGAGAGGUAAGGAAAGCAAUUUCACGGUCGACAGACUCCACCGAAAGAAACAAAUCAUUACGUAAAGUAACCUCAAUAUUUACGAGUAAUGGAUACCCCAAACAAUUUGUAAGAUCAGUAAUACAACAAACAUUGCAUACCGAACCACAACGUGACAAUCAGGAGGGAUAUAUCUAUCUCAAAUUACCUUAUAUUGAUGAGGUAUUCAAGCGCCGUGCCCUAGCCACUACACGAAGAACUGCAUGGAAUAGAAAAUAUAAGAGUCCACUUCAUGAACGACAACCAAUAUCUAAAAUAUACGCCCCGAAGAAAGACAAGCUAAGCUGUACAAUAGAUUGUGUUACCUGCAAACUCUCAGAGAAAACAAAUCAGUGUCGCAUCAAGAAUACUGUUUAUCUCAUAAAUUGCCUACAAUGUCAGAAAGUUUAUGUCGGUGAGACAAGUAGAACAAUACGGACACGCAUAAAGGAGCAUCUUCGUAUGGAUAAACAAACGGUUUUCAUCCAUCUUAAAACCCAUAACAUUGACCCACGUACUGUCCCAUCAAUUAGUUGGAAAAUUCUCCACAAAAAUAUCAGAUACGAACAUGAACGAAAAAUUUUCGAAGCCUUUGAAAUUCGUAAAUAUACAGACAAGAUUAUGAACGGUUUUGUGGGCCGUAUUCUUAACAUCUACAGGGUGUAUCAAAAUAAACGCAAUUCAUCUUUUGUGCUUAAUAACUUUCGAAAUACUAUUUCUAGUUAAACGCUUUUAGGCUUACUUCAAAGCCUGUUCUUUUCUCUUUCAAACAAACUAUUAUCCUUGUCUCCAAUGCUAGUAAUAAUUGCACAGGAAAAGAUUUAGUAAAACCUAUCAUUUUUAGUUGCUGUUUAAGUAUGCAAGUUUACUAUGUUAUUGUUUAGUCGGUUUAAAUGUUAGAAUUUUCUUCUUUAAACUUUAAUGUUGUCGUCACUACAUCUGGAAAGCCACGUAAGAACAAAUUAAAAGUAUUUUAAAAGAGACCAGGUUGUUUGAAAAUCCUAAACGAAUGCUAAAAAUCGUCAAAACAUUCUGGUGUCUGAGCCAGAGUGUCAUCGAAUUGCGAUGUAAUGUAAACAGAAAUUAUAGCAAGUUGAUGUCAGUCAGCUUAGAUGGUCCAAGCCAAAAUUAUAUCGCAUUUGAAGUUUCAAACUGAGUUAAAAAUAGUGGAAGAAAAGCCGUAAUUAUACUUAUUGUUACAAUCCAUUUAAUAAAAUGCAACAUUUGUUUGUUUUAAUGAAAAAAUCAGUUAUUUUCAUGAGAACGAUUUGUUAUUCCAUCUCAAUUUUAUUAAUCUCCAAUCGCAAUAACGUAAAGUAUUAUUACCCGCGAACCAAUGAGUCAAAUUUAAGAAACAACCCAUGCACUGUUAGAAAGCUGAAUGGCUACGCUUUAAAAUGAAUGUAAACGUUAACGUUUUCGUCUAUUAUUUGUUUAGCAAUUUACAUUUCAGUCGAGGAUUGCGCUUUUUUUGAUACACCCUGUAGAUUACUUAAUUCUUACUUAACUCUUAUCUAAUUUUUUAGUAGAUUUUUUAACUAUGUCCAUUUUAGCAUGACCUAGCUAUUAUCCAUAGCACAUUACGCAUGUAAUUUAUGUAUGUUUUAUUAACGAUAAUUAGGUGGACUUGUGUAUAUAUAUAGGAUAGAAUAUUUUUAUAGACUUAUUGUGUCACUGAUGAAGCCCUAACCGGCGAAACGUCUGACAAACUUAUUAAAGUUUUUUAAGCUUACUUUUACCUGAAGAAAUCAUUACCAACACCCAGCAUAUAUAUAUAUAUAUAUAUAUAUAUAUAUAUAUAUAUAUAUAUAUAUAUAUAUAUAUAUAUAUAUAUAUAUAUAUAUAUAUUACCUAGGUAUUCUAAGUUUAAGUCUAGCCCAUAUAAAUGCUGAUGGAGUUUCGUUUGCAUACGAGGAAAUGUGAUAGGUUUUUCAAAUUUCUUUUGCUCAUGCAUGCAGUAGGUGCAUGAUAGUGGUGCAUACAAUGACAUAUCAAGAUUUUUGUAGCAUCUUACUCGAAUAAAUAUUUGAUGGGCAUUGUAGAUGCAAAUUGUGGAGUGGAAAUUUAUAUAUAUAAAUCAGACCCAAUGCUCGCAGGUUCAAUUCCUGCCAGGGAUUUAAAGUUGCAUUUUUUCACUUCUGUUCCUGGUUAUGUCUAAUAAAUGUAUAUAAAUUUCCACUUGACAAUUUUCAUCUACAAUACCCAUCAAGUAUAUAGUUACACACUGUUAGUCAGACAAAUGUUCUGCGAUAAAGCAUCCGGCUCGUAAAUUCGUGUAAAUUAAGUUGUUAUAUGUGUGUUAAAUCAGUACCUUACUGUAUAUAUUACAAUCUGCAAAUCACUAUGUGUUUCGGCACGAAAAUAUUAAGUAUAUAAUAUCUGAUUAAUUUUAUUGUUUUUCACUACUACUGAUAUGAAAAAUGGAUCGCGAUAAAAAUUCUAGGUAAUAGAAAUCUGCAUUAAUUUACUAAGAGUCAAAUCAAUUAAACUUAAAAAAAUUUUACUGUCUAUUUCUUGAUAUUUGCUGUGUUGGUGUAAUGUACUCAGGUGAAUAAGUUGCUUGUGAUCAAUGUGAUGUUACUCUGAGUGCAUAUCCACACCGGACAGGCUUGAAAAAUAUGCCUGGCCACGGUGGGAAUCGAACCUACGACCUUUGGAAUACUAGCCCAAUGCUCUGCCAACUGAGCUACGCGGUCAGGUCGGUUCGAGUAUGUGAUAUUUCGGAACUGUCUAUUUCAUGUUAAAAUGUAGCUCAAUUUUACAAAAACUAUACCAUUUUCGCAUAUAAGGCACCUCAAGUAAUAGUGACCGUGAAGAUCAGAAGAUGGAUAGAAAUUGCAUUUGGGCACAGUAAAAUCUUUUACCAGCUGUUAGUUUCAGCAAAAAAUAAAACUAUUACAUCCGGGGAAAUGAAAGCAUUAGCGAGAUCUAAAGUUCAUCAAUAAUCGCGGGCACGUGACUAUGCUUCAUUGGUGUCAUGGGUGGACCUCUCACUGAUCUCAAAAAUAUGGUUGUUUGUCAGAAGUGGGAUAAGCAAGGUUUAAAUUAUUAUGAGUAUGAAGAUCAGAAGAUGGAUAGAAAUUGAUUCAAAAUAUACAGUUUUAAAUAGAUUGUAUCAUUUAUUCAGACAUGCAUGCGCAUCUUAUUUCGGAAUUACAUUUAACCGGCACAAUAGAUACCAAAUAUAAGUUUAAUUCCAGACCAUUGGGAAAAAUGUGAAAUCCAUGCUAUGAGAUUUGCAAUUGCAUCACUAAACUAAAUCCUUUAUCCAUACUAUUUCGAUACUAUAUGCAUAGUAUAGAAAUAUAACAAUUAUUGUGGAUAAUCAAAAAUCCAUUCUAUUUCCAAUAAAGGUCCAUACAAUUUCCAUUCUAUGGAUUUUCAAAAUGUUUUUCAGUGGACCAGUGGUAUUUCUACAGACAGCUAGUUAACGCCUGCAUGAUGUUAUGCACCGUAUUAUAAAUGUGGACCAAAAUUGCACUCCCAAUAAUUAUAUCCCACAAGCAAGAUUAGUAUCAACAUUUAGUAUCACUAAUUUUACAGCUAUAUCCAUCAGGUUGCAAGGUCCGUCAAGUGCAAAAGGUACUGGCCGCGUAGAAGUAUUGUACAAAGGACAAUGGGGAACAAUCUGCGACAAUAAUUGGGAUAUAAAUGAUGCUAGGGUUAUAUGUCGUCAACUUGGUUAUAAAUAUGGUGUUAGAGCACUCCUGGGAAGCGACGUUCCUGAUGGUACUGGACAAAUAUGGUUAAAUAAAGUCGCUUGUACUGGGAGUGAGCUAAGCUUGAGCAGUUGUUCUCAUGACGGAUUGGAAAGUAAGAGUUGCGGACACAGUAAAGACGCAGGAGUAGAAUGUUCUUCAGCAGGUAAUCAUUAUACUGUUUUCAGACGCGUGCUCGCGUCCCCAUAA